Harmonia axyridis is the source of this 630-nucleotide messenger RNA. RefSeq lists its product as uncharacterized. Lineage: Eukaryota; Metazoa; Arthropoda; Insecta; Coleoptera; Coccinellidae. The record is from RefSeq and is a predicted model, not a curated record. The transcript has 3 exons. The coding region runs from base 41 to 502 and encodes 153 amino acids.
GGUAUCCUUGGUCCUCUCCUUUGGAGUUUUAUGAAUAAUAAUGAAGGAGAAGAAGAAACUCCUCUCACUCCAAGUGUGGGAAGUUAUAGUCACUCCCCCUGAUUAUAUGAAGGAUUCGCUUGGCGCAUGUUCCUCCAAUUGCCUCCCAAAUACAAAAGUUGGACACUGUUGUUCUUCUGCUGUUAGUUGUUCUAUCAACAAGAGCAUGGCGCUACAUCAUGUUCUCCUCGUUUUCAUCAUUAUCGUGUGGACUAAUGUAGCGAGCGUGCAGGCCAGAAGAGAUGAAGAAAUGGCUAGAGAAUUCAGAAGAGGGGAAGAUAUGAAAGAGAGGAGAACCAGAAAAUUCGAUGAAAUGGUACUAUCGACUGCAAGAGGUUAUGGAAAGAGGACAAACGGACAACUCAGAAAAGACUUUCUACUGGAAUGGAUUGCAAUGGAGAGAAUGCGUGACUUGGGAUAUCCAAGAUUUGUUAUGAACAACGCUGAUCUGACGCCGGAAUAAUUCUUUUCAUCUCUUUUUGAUUCAGAUUCAUAUUGUUUGGAGUGUUGUACCCUUUACUUAUGUACAUUAAAAAUGAAUGUAAAUUAAUGACAUGAUAUAUUGAGAAUAAAAUUAAUAUAUUAGAUAUA